GGAACUAUUUUUGAAGAAUCCUUCCCACAUCCUGACGUCAUCUGGAUAUGAGUUUUUCUGCCCACUCCAGCGUCCAACAGACGCAUUCACCUAUCUCCUCCACACCAGGAAUUUGAGGUACAAACAGACCAUCGCAGCCCAUGGCCCAGCCCUCUCCCUGAGACUCCCCUCCUGACAUGAUGCCUGCCUUCAGUCCUUCUGCUCAUGUCCUCCAUCUGCUGCUCUGUGCUCUGCUGGCGGACCUGCCUUUGGCUUACAUCAGCCACGGCAACUUUAUCUACUACUCCUGGAGCCAGAACGCCCAGCCAUGUAGCACAUCUUCAAUGUCCGACUGCAGAUGCAAGAACUUCCCGCUCUCCACUGCACACUGGCCCCUGUCUCACUCCACUCCUGUUUUCCAGAGAAAACAUUUAACUGUUUGGUUCUCAUCGCCAUCCACCGUGAUGCGUCUGCUGAACAACUCAGAGGUGAGACACCUCACGCUCAUCCACUGUGGACCUACAGGAGAGCCCAGGGGAGCAACCUCCUUUCCUCAAGAGGGUUAUUUUGCAGUGCAGCGCUUGGAGAGGCUGACGGUGGUGAACAUGCCGGAGAGGCCGUUUCAUCUCUGCACUGAUACAAACUGUGCCAAGAGCACUAAUGCUAACCAAGACACAGUUAACAGCUUUCCAUUUGACUCAAACAAACCCAACAGGGACAAAGAUACUAAUAUGGACCUUGUUGCUGAGACAAUGAGAAGCUCUUUGAGAGCUUUCUCACCUCAGAUCCAAGACAUCUUCCUGGGCAGGGAGCUUGGAGCGGCACAUCACGAACAGGCCCGACUGGGAGUUAUUCAUAGUUCUGUGCUGGACUGGGGAGCAGAGAUCAAAACCUACACGGUCCUAACUCACAUAGACAGUGGUGGAACGCUGCCUUUCCCUGACCUUCAUCUGGCAAAAUUACCAGAGGCGUCAGUCAUCUAUGUCAGCUUUGUGUACUGAGAAAAGAUUUAUUUUGAGCAGGAUAAUGUUUCAAGUGAUUACGUAUUCAGGCCUCUAUUUGGAUUUACAGUUUGACUUCAGAAUAUUUUCUAUAUUCCCAUGAAAUUUGAGACAAAAAAGUAACUGGUUUAGAUAGUAUGUUGUCUUUUUAGGCUCCAUUAUUCAUAUUUAGUUCUUUAUAAAAGCUUAUUACACAUAAAGCUGAGAAGAAUUGAGUACACAGUGCACUACACACUUAUCACCUUCAAUGUAGACAUAUGUAAAAGAAAAGUAGGUCAAUAUUAUUUACAUAUAGCCUCUUUACAGACAUGGAUUUACAAAGUGUUCCACAAAGCCUUGUAGGUUACAGAAAAUACAGACAGGAUCAAUGAAAGUUAGCUUUAAAAACAGGAUUAGCACAACUGACGCAAAAAGAGCAAUAAGUCACAAACUGAUGGUGAGGCAUUCUCCUUCAGGAUUGUCUGGUACCAGUCAAAUCUCAUAGUUCAGUCAAUUGAGGGAAAUUGUCCUGGUCUAGUAUAUACUAUGCAGCACUAGAUGCAUCACCACCACCAAGUUUGACCCAUAUCUAACUAAAAGCCAGUUCAAAAUUAAGUUUUUGCCAGCUUUUUAUACACAUCAGCCAGGUCAAGGCAACAAAUGCAAACAGAUGCUCCACAGCCUAGGGGCUGCUGCUCCCUUUAUAUAAACUCUUUUAUUGCAAGAGAAAAAAAAACAAAAAACUUUACGAUAAAGAUUUACGAAAAAACGACAAUCUUAAUUUUAGGUACAUUUAUUCAGUGGGGAAAAACGGCCUCCUAAUAAAUAAUUGCUGUUCUACUUGUUUUGUUUAUUCUUUACUUGUUUAAGUUGAUCUGAUUGGUCAGGAACUUUUAACUAGCAGUCCAACACUUUAUGUUUCUCUGGUAAAGGAAGUUAUAAAAAAUCUUCAAUUCACAGUUAGAGAACUGCAUUAUAGAGUGGCUUCUUGGGGUCGCUAAGUCUCCAUAACAAUCAUUAGAUGGUAUUUGCAUGCCGACAGGUUGUAUGAGAGAAAAGCCAUAACAAAACAUUUUCUGUCUUCCCUUCCCAAUAAAUGCUUGAAGGUAGCUAAAAGCUACAAGGACUUUAACUUGAACCGUGCUCUUUGGUCAGACCAAGAGUGAGCUUUUCAGUGACCAACACUCCAGAUGGGUUUGGUGUAAAACCAAGCAUUAAUAUAUGGAAAAGCACCCAUGCUCAAGUACGGUGGAGGAUCAAUGAUGCUUUGGUCCUGCUUUCUUCAAAGAGACAUGGGAAACUUUUCAGAGUUCAUGGUAUCAUGAACUCAUGAAUCAUUAGUUAAACAUUUUUAAAUAAUCAACGCAGUAAUUGUUUACCAGUAUGGACACCUCACUAAAUAUAGUGAAUAUAUAUAUAUACUUAGAUGUUAACUCAAAUUUAAGUAAGACAGUGACAGAUUCUUUUUGUGUGAGAUUUAGCUAUGCUCACAAUUCAAACAAUGAAAAACACCAAACAAAAUGUUUCCUUUGUUUCCAGAUUGUUUUACUGAUCUGACAGAGCAGUAAAACAAAACAUGUUAGAACAUCCCAUCAAAUUUCUACAUUAGUGUUUGUGUGGUUUCAGCAUGAAGUUCUGUACAAAUGCAGUUUCCUGUUUAUUUGAGCCUCUUGACAAUUCUUGGUGGAGUUACAGUUCUGCACUUGAUUAAUUUGUGGUUUAAAUGUGGCUCUCAUUGCUGAAAACAAAAGGAGAAGUUAAAACCAAGGAGGGCAGUCAGGUGAUUUUGGUGCAAAAUGAACCUCUCCCAUUUCAGCUUUAAUACUUUAAUCUGGACCACUGGUUCCUUCUUUCUCAUCGGAGUUUUCAAGGGUUCACCUGAUGUGAGACAGGUGUACUUCAGAGACUGAACCACAAGGUGGCAGCAGAUAUGUUUGAGGAAAAGUUAAUGACAGUGAUGAUGAACGAUAGAGGUCUGAGAGCUUAAGGGUUUCUUUUUUUUCUUGUAUGCAAUUACAAAAUAAACCUGAAAUUUAGUAUAUGAGUUAUAUACCUGACGACGGUUUGCACAUAUUUGUUUGCUGUGUUCCUAUGGAAAUGUAUUAAUAGUUACCCAUUAGGGCGGAGUCUGGUAGCCUAUUUAUUUGCAUAAGCUGAAAAUAAAUUAUAUACAUAGCA
Molecule: messenger RNA, 3137 nt
Organism: Girardinichthys multiradiatus
Lineage: Eukaryota; Metazoa; Chordata; Actinopteri; Cyprinodontiformes; Goodeidae
Exons: 3
Coding region: 177-980 (267 amino acids)
Source: RefSeq, a predicted model, not a curated record